Molecule: messenger RNA, 1863 nt
Organism: Penicillium lagena
Lineage: Eukaryota; Fungi; Ascomycota; Eurotiomycetes; Eurotiales; Aspergillaceae
Exons: 2
Coding region: 1-1863 (620 amino acids)
Biological process (GO): GPI anchor biosynthetic process
Cellular component (GO): endoplasmic reticulum
Source: RefSeq, a predicted model, not a curated record
AUGUUUCUGCGCGCGCUGCUUUCGCGAGCCGUGUCGCUGCUGCUCCCACUCUCCCUGACAGCCACGGUCUACCUCUACCUCUACCCACUGUUCAAGGGCUGCGCAUUCCCUCUACCGCAAGCACACACCUCACAACCAAACAGUCUCCUCCAAAGACUCCAGCAGCAUCCAGUGGUUCGCACGCUGCUCUACGAUUUCCGCGGCCCAGACGCAACAGCAGACCCCAACACGCAGCCCGCCAUCUUCAGACUCCUCGUCCUCGCAGAUCCCCAGUUGGAAGGAGACACCUCUCUCCCUCUCCCGGAAUACGAGCUCGUGCCUUGCAUACGCUCGCACUGGCACAGCAUCCACGGUGCCAUUGGCAAUGCGUCCACCACAACGCCGCUUCCACUUUCACUCCUGACCCACGAUGUCCGCUCCAAUAUCACAACCGCCCUCACGGAACUCGUCACGAAGGACGUUCCACGCGCACUACGCUCCCUCCUGAAAAGAAUCGACCUCGUCGGAAACGACUACUACCUCGCGCACAUCUACCGCACCCUCUUCUGGUGGACCCGGCCGACGCACACCACCGUGCUGGGUGAUCUGGUUGGGAGCCAGUGGGUGACGGAUGAGGAGUAUGCAGAGCGCGGCCAGCGGUAUUGGAAACGCGUGUUUCGGGGCGGAGAGCGCGUGGACGAUGAGAUCACCAAGACGGGCGCUGCUGGUUAUAGCAACGACGCGGAGGUUCUGGAGCCUCUAGCCGGUCCAGAUGCAGACCCGGCAUGGGCGAGACGCAUUAUCAACAUCGCUGGAAAUCACGAUAUCGGCGAGGCGCGGAUGGAGCGGUUCGAGCGCGUGUUCGGGCGUGCGAACUGGGAUAUCCGGUUUCAGCAUCCACCUGUGCAAGUGCAAGUCAAUUCUUCUUAUGCGGAAAUUCUCAAUCCGACGCUGCAUCUGGUUAACCUGAACUCGCUCAUCCUCGACACCCCGGCUUUAUCGCAGGAUCUCCAGACACAGACAUACGCCUACCUCAACGAUGUUCUCAGUCAUCGCAGCUACCCUGUCGAUGAUCCUACAUUUACACUGCUCCUGACGCAUGUGCCGCUGCAUAAGAAGGCUGGGAUUUGCACUGACGAACCGUGGUUCGAUUUUCAUUCUGCCGAUGAUGAUGAUGGGCCAGAUGAUGCUCCGCGGUGGAAGGAGAGUGGUCUGAAAGAACAAAAUCACCUCAGUGAUCAUGCCAGCGCAGUGGGUAUCCUGCAGGGAAUUUUCGGUAUGAGCGGCGACGACGGUGCGGUCCAUGGUGGACGAGGCCGGAAAGGGCUCAUCCUGACUGGGCACGACCAUACGGGCUGUGAUGUCGUUCACUAUGUGGACCGGUCACCCAAGGAGGAGGGUGAAGAUGAAGCAGGUACCUCCGAAGAGAAAAAAGAAGAGGCAGACGCAAGUUGGAGAUGGUCUGCAAAACGCUACUCCGCCCAGUCCCCAUCGUCUUCUCAAAUAUCCGAAGAAACGCCCUCCAUCCGUGAGGUGACCCUGCGGUCAAUGAUGGGCGAAUUCGGCGGCAACGCAGGUCUGCUAUCAGUCUGGUUUGAUUCCUCUCCCGACGUCCGCGAAUGGAAGUACGCAAUCACAAUGUGUCCCGCUGGCGUGCAGCACAUCUGGUGGGCGGUCCAUAUACUCUUGCUCGUGACGGUGGUGGUGGUUUUGCUAGAUGUUAUUGUUGAUCGUUUCACGCCGCCGGGCCCAAUAGCGGCUUGGCGGCUUGCUCCGAGGACUCAUGAGCCGAAUGUGGAGGCGCAUGGGCGGAGACCUAAGGCCCAGCGGCUUUCCUCGAAGAACACUCGGCCUCCAAAAGAGGUUCGAGAUCAGAAGAAAUGA